AGGAACAAAGGUGACAAUAUUUUAAUGAAUAUUUUACUGUUGAACGUCUUCCUGUGACCCAUAUCGAUAACUGUAGAGCUGUAUCUAUAUUUGAUAGCACUUGUGUAUCUAUGAUAUUGAAUUUUCGUUCGAGAAUUGUGGCAGUUACUUGAAUACUUUGAUAGUGCGGGGCAUAAGCCAUGUACUGCAAUAAAUCUAUGUGUACUACCGCUAUAGUCUUUUGUAAAAUCAGCAUCGCGUAAAAUUUUCACUGAAUAUUGCUGAUUAAAGUCAAUUUGACAAGUUUAUUUAUAUCUACUGCACUUUGUCAUAUCCUGUACGGUAAUUACGGUUUAAAUUAAAAGUAUAGUGAUGUGAGUGCAUAAGAAAUACACGGCAUAAAGGGCUAAAUUUAAAAACACGCCUUCAUCCGCUUCCUCGAUAAAAAUGGAGUCCUUUUCCAAGUCUAUUAACCAGUGAAAGCACGUCAUGUUUUAACUUCGCACGAAGAUGAUUCCAAGAAAAAACAUCAAAUUGGUCCUCUGCACAUUUUACCUCUUAUAUUCUUUUGAAAAUGGAGGAAAAACUGUGGCACAGACUACUCAGAAUGACGCUGAAGAUUCCGACAAUACAAUUUCAUCGAACGAUUAUGAAUCCGUGUAUUUGUCGGUAACACCGAACUUAUACUUGGAACUAGAUACAACAGUCGACUAUUCAAGCACUACUGAAAAUUUGGAAACUGGAUUGAUUACCAAUACUACCGACAACUCGACAACUUUGACAAAUCAAACGAGCUCUGAAGUCAAUUGUACAGACACGCCAAACUCUGUACAAAACUUAACAGUAUCGAGCACUUAUAGUAGCCUCAUUUUAAGUUGGUCACCUGUAGUAUCCAGCGAAGAAUGUAUACAACUCUAUAACAUAACAUGGUACUCAGAAAGUGAUGAAGAUGUUGAGUAUGCUACUGUAUAUUCAUCUGCAUCAGAGUACGUCAUAUCAAAUCUAACAUCGUGUACAUCAUACAUAAUCAGCGUGGUGGUAGUUGGACAAAAUGAAAAUGACAGUGCCGCAAUAACUGUUACAGGCAACACCACCGAAUCGCAAAUACCACAGGUGAAUAACUUGGAUGUCGAACCUCUUGAGUAUGGGCUUAAUGUUACAUGGGAUUCUCCGGACAAUGUGGCUUGCUUGAAGUAUUAUCUUGUCAAUGUAUUAGCAGAGGGUGAUGUUGUCGAAAAUUCAGCAAAUGUCUCAAAUGAAGUAACGUUCUAUACGUUUAGCAACUUAUCAGCUUGCACAGUGUAUACCGUACAAGUAACUCCUAUCAGUACAAACAAUAACUAUGGAACUGCUUCUAAUAUUAGCGGCGAAACAUCAGCUUCCACUCCAGGUGUGGUGAGGAAUUUGAUUGCACUAUCGCAGAAUACACCAGAGUCCUCGGUAUAUUUAACGUGGUCAGAACCAUCAUUAAAUCCAACUUGUGUUUUAUACUACAAUGUUGAUACAUGUUAUGAGAACAAUUGUACAGAAGACAGGACUACGAGUUUAUUCUACAACGCAACUAGUCUCAGCCCAUGCCGGAAUUACACGUUUAAUGUCAGUGCAGUCGGAUCUAACUAUUCAUCUGAAUCGGUGACAGAAACUGCAGAAACCUUGUAUCUCGCUCCAGGCAGUGUGAGUGACCUGGCUGCACCAUCCCAGAAUAUAACUGGGUACUCGGUGUACUUAACUUGGUCCGAACCCAGUUUAAAUCCAACUUGUAUUCUGAAUUACAGUAUCAGUAUUUGUUCCGAUAGCAAUUGUACUGAAAGCAGUACCCGUGAUGUAUUCUAUAAUGCUACCAGUCUCGAUCCAUGUCUGGCCUACACAUUUACCGUGAACGCCAUCGGAGUUGUUGGUUCAUCUGAUACAGCCAAUACAACUGCUACAACCUCAUAUGUCACUCCUGGAGAACCAACAUCGAUGGCAGUAACGUCUGGCCAAUAUUCCUUGUUCGUUUCUUGGGAACCACCAUCAACCGCACCCACAUGUGUAAACAGUUAUCAAGUAAUGGUAUUGAAUGGGACCGAAUAUUCAAUUACAGACACGAAUAUCACAUUAUCUGAUUUAAUCGCCUGCAAAUCAUACAUCAUUCAAAUCACCCCUGUUUGGACGAGUGGUGAGGGAGAGACUGGUAUUAUUCAAGGCACUACUGAGCAAAGCGUUGAUGACCCACCAGUGCAAGAUAUUGAACCGUGGGUGACUAAAAGCACCAUUUCAGUCGGCUGGCACAUUGACAGGGAAAACAACGAAUGCGAUCUUACUUCCGUUCUAACUUAUUGUAAUUAUACAAUAACUGAAGGGCGUGGCUACGAGUUGGUCAACGGAUAUUCCAUAGAUGACAUUUCGACUUUCAGUUCUGGAACCAAUGUCACAAUUAAUGUGACACUCGAUAAUCUCAGUCCAUUCACAUCCUAUGAAUGCUAUGCAGUAACUGUAAACUCUGCUGGGAAGAGCAUAAAUGGGGAGAAUAUAACUGUGAUCACAUCUGAAGAUGUUCCAUCUGCACCUUCUUUAACAGCACUUAAUUUGACAAGUUCUACAUUUAAUUUGGUUUGGGAAAAUCCUACGUAUCUUCCAGGAAAUUUGAUUCAACAUGAAAUAAUUUUGGGAUUGCAGCGACUAUUUCCUCAGCCUAGUUUCUGUGUUUAUAAUGACUCAUCAGAAACUAUUCCAAAUAUUAAUGGCUCGACUCUUGCAUACACUUACUUAGAUGCUGUAUCUUAUUCAAACUACACUGCAAGUAUCAGAGCAAGGACUAACGCUGGUUGGGGGAAUUACAGCGAUUAUGUCAGUUUUCAAACUCUUGCAGGAGUUCCUGGUGCUGUUACCAAUGUUGAAUAUUCAAAUACAACCAAUGCGAGCAACGUUAAUGUAUUAGAUACAUUUCUUAGCUGGCAACUACCUUGCUCAUUAAACGGUGAAAUAGAAUUCUUUGAUGUAUAUGUGAGCGGAAUAAGAGAUGGAUACGAAGACCACAAAUUUAACCGUACCUACAAUGUUUCGGAAAUCGUCAACACAGACGUAAGGUUUGAAAUGAAUUUUGGGCAGCUACGAGCGGAGUACAGUUAUAUUUUCCAAAUCUCCACCAAAGUCAAGGGAGUUUCUGAAUAUGGACUUUCGACUAACUACAGUGUGAUUUAUCCUGCUGGGAUUCCGCCUUUGCCAAGUAAUUGGUACAUGACACAAAUAGAAAUUGACCCAUACAAAGCGCAGAGAGGUUUGCAUACCGCCUGGGUAUUAUUGCCUUUAUUCGAAAACACAAACGGGGAAAUUCAGUAUUAUGCCAUAAUGGUAUCAGAGCUUGGGCAAAGUACUCAAGUUAGUCACAGAUUGGACGUAGGUAGUGGUAAGUGGCCAAAUGCAACUCUGUGGCAAGAAGCUAUGCCCUACAAUCCUGUCGUUAGUUAUCAAGCGACCCCAGUCAAAUGGCACCCUGCUUCAACUGAGAAUAUUGUGGAUUCUGGGAAAAUUAAAGCAGUCAAAUUUAUGCUUGGUGGAAACCUUACAUGUGCCAAAUUAACAUCUGACUCAAAUCGUGAGGCGUCAUACUGCAAUGGACCACUUCAACCCGAUUUACAGUAUGAAGUUCGUAUGCGUGCAUUUACCAAUGGAGGAUAUCAAGAUUCUGAAACCAUCAUCGUCAUAACAAAAGCUGAAUUUAACUUAGGCUUGGUGAUUGGGGUGGUGUUUGGGCUAUUGUUUCUUGGAAUAAUAGUCACAAUGAUGCUUCUUAUUCGGAAAGGCGGUUUGCAAGCAAUAAUAAGAAAUCCCUUGAAUCCCAUUGGACAAACAUCUCCUGUGCCUGACCCAUUUUCAAGAAAGAAAUUUGAAAUUCACUGUCAAGAUCUGAGUGUAAAUCCAGGAAAAUUAAGUAACGAAUUUCAACUACUACAGACUCUAAGUGUUGACUUACAAAUGUCAACAAAUGUUGCAAGCUUGCAAGCUAAUAGGAAAAAAAAUCGAUACACGGAUAUUUUACCAUACGAUUUUUCAAGAGUCAAGUUGGAGAUUGUUGACAAUGACCCAAACACAGACUACAUAAAUGCAUCGUUCGUACAUGGGUAUAGUGGAGCUGUAGAAUACAUUGCCAGCCAAGGUCCUAAGGAAGAAACAACUUAUGAUUUCUGGAGAAUGAUAUUCCAAUAUAACGUGAAAGUUAUAGUUAUGGUAACACAACUAGUGGAAAAAGGCAAAGAAAAAUGUCAUCAGUACUAUCCAAAUAUGAGGGAACACUUUGAAUAUGAAGAUAUAACUAUAAGGUGUAGCACGCAACUUGAUUUCGUUUUUUACACGCAACGGAACAUUGUUUUGCAAAAGGGAAAUGAUAGGAGAACGCUGAUGCAUUUGCAUUUUAAAGAAUGGUCGGAUCACGGUAUCCCAGAUGAUGUUCAUUCGAUGGUUCAGUUUUGUCAGAUAGUUCGAAGACAUAUUAAUGAAAGCAAAAGCGUAGCUGUGAUUCACUGCAGUGCUGGAGUGGGUAGAACCGGAACCUUAAUGGCUAUAGACAUACUGUUACAGCAAAUAAGGGAUAACAAGAAGCUUGACGUAUUCGGAACAGUGUUCAAUUUGCGAAAAGAUAGGAUAAACAUGGUUCAAACAGAGAGUCAAUACGCUUAUAUCUACAAUUGCACCAGGCAAACUUUAAAUAAUCCGUACCCAGCAAGGCUCGCUAAGCCGCCACCUAUUGAACCGAUAUAUGAGAACCUCACAAAGAAAAAAAGACCAAUUACAGACUCAAAUACGAAUCUUGUCAACAGCAUCGAAACUUUAAAAAAAAUCAGUCCAUCCUCGUCCAUGGAUUCUAUGGAGCAAAUUUAUGAGUUUGCAGUUCAACGACCAAUUUACAGUACUCAGCUAAGCACUCUAAGCACUGGGUUGAGGUAUUCCAAAUCAACUAGCGCAAUCAAUACUCAAGUCUCACCAUCUGUGGAGAUAGUCAGAUAUGGAAGCCAUGAGUAUCCCGUCUUUGAGCCAGCGCCAGAUACCAUAUCAAGCAGAGGCAGUAUGGACAGGAACGUACUGCUAGAGUUUGCAAGACCUUUAGGUCUGAGAUUGGACUAGUCUUUUUGAGAUCUGUGUAUUGCGAUAAACGUAGGGGUUACUUACAAGUUGGAUUUAAGUAUUAAUUCAGUAUUGUAUUUUCCGGUACUCAUCGUCAAAGCUGAAUGUUGUACAAAUUCAGUACAUGGCGUUUCACAUUACAAAUUGCAUUCGUGAGUAUUUAUUAUUUGAAUUCAUGAGUAACGAAAUUCUUACUGCCAUCUUGUUUCUAACUGUACUUAUACUCAUAAUUGAAACAACUAACUAGACGUAGGAACAUUAGUUGCUAUGGCUCGUUUCUUUGCUUCGAUGGUUAUUUUUAUUAUUUAUUGGUCAAUUUGGUUACUUUUUGUUAUGUCGUCACAACUGAGGAUAUGCCAUCAUUUAAGUGAGAUAAUACACAAAUAAUUUACCAAAGAUGAAAAUUUUGACAAUUUUAUAUUCCGUUAUUGUACGUACUAAAUAAGAUAAUUAAAAUAACAGUGGCCUUUGUAGAUAAGAUGUGGAAAAUGUAUUGCAUCAAUAUAUUGUACAUAGUGUAACGUUAAGAUAAUCUAUAUUUUGAACUGAUGUUUAAUAUUUUUAUUAAAUAAUUACAAAAGACUU
Molecule: messenger RNA, 5667 nt
Organism: Diprion similis
Lineage: Eukaryota; Metazoa; Arthropoda; Insecta; Hymenoptera; Diprionidae
Gene: Ptp52F
Product: phosphatidylinositol phosphatase PTPRQ
Exons: 24
Coding region: 490-5082 (1530 amino acids)
Biological process (GO): protein dephosphorylation
Molecular function (GO): protein tyrosine phosphatase activity; protein binding
Source: RefSeq, a predicted model, not a curated record